CAUAAAGAGUUUCCGUAGUUUUGUGAAGUUUGCGUAAUCAACAGGUGUCAGGGCGGCGACAAUACAAGAAAUGGCAGAGCUUUUAGGGAAGCUCCGCAGCGCUUGGAAGACAUGGAGGAAACAGCGUAAGGAAAGGCAAGAACGAGUAUCUGAUCCUCAGAAACUUAUCGGCGUUACUGAACAAUCGGACAAAGAACACAUACAUGCGGCAAGUAUUGAAGAUAUAGAUGCAUGUGCCAACAAGGAUAAUAGUUCCGCGAACGUGAAGUCUACAGUUGACUCUCCUGAUUCAGGGAAGGUAUGCAAUAAUGAAGAGAACAAGAAUGUGAACGAAACUCCGAUUGAAGUGAUCUGUGAGUAUGCAAAUGACGCAGAUAUUGACAUUUACCGUGCUGAAGGCCUGACGGAUAAUGAAUUGCGAACUAUAAUUUGUAGCUUAGCUGAAAAAAUUUGCAGGGAGUUUCCGUCGUAUUACGACUUUUGCAUUAUAGCAGACGAAGAGGACUAUGAUUCAGCGGACGAACUGAAGCAUUACUUGUGCCGCACUUUCGACUUAACAGGGUGUAUGGUUCACGAUGGCUUUUAUCGUGCGGGUGCAGACAUAUUUUCCUGUUUUGAAUUUAUGAUGUCGAGGAGCAGCAAAGUGCUGUUUUACUUAACAGACAAUUUUAAUGCAAGCCAGUUCUAUCGCCGCAUCCAGAGUGGAGCCGUUUUUCAGUCAUUGAUGUCCAGCGUUCAAGCCCACCGAGAAAAAUGUGUACCAAUAUUCCCAAAUGGUAUUCCUAACUACAUUCCACUACCCCUCUCAGGUAUAGCAGGUCUGCAUCCUAAAUCGAAAGUAGCGUUGCGACAAAGUGUAAAUACAACAUAUACCUUACCUCUGAGAGAAAAAAGAAAAUGUUUAGAUAGACUGAAUGAUGAAGAACGAAGGUUAGCAUUCCGUGAACAGCUGCGACUUAGUGUGAGUGAUUUCAUUCAAAAGAAACAAUUACAGAACUCAACAUCUGAAACGCAACAAAUUGAGAAUGCCCAUUCAGCAAUUGAUGUACACACCAGUACCAGCAUUUUGCCAGAAGUUUCCUCAAACGUGAAUGCUGUGAAUGAACAGCCCACAGGUGACACCAUAGCAGAUACCCUUGCUUCCUUGCCGAUGGAUGAUGAAGUGCGGACAUGUAUAAUGCAAGUAGUAUCACAGUCCAGUCCACUACCUGCAACAAAUGUGAGCAUCACAAGUUCCUCAGCAGUGCAUGUGGGAAAUAAAGUUACUGUGAAUUUGACCAUAAAUCCACCAGUGUCGUACUCUGGAGGUACCACAGGUGAUGCCAUAAUGAAUGACAGUGAUUCAGACAGUUUUUCUGAAAGUGAAUGAGUCUGAUAUUGUGUUUCUGAAGAAGAGAUUAUCCAUUUAUGUUUACAUACUAAACAGUGCAUCUCCUGGUUUUCAAGAUGUGUGUUUAUGAUAACAACAGCAAACAUAAGGGAACAACGAUAGACAAAGCAAUACCAUAUGCCAAAACAAGUUGGUCAUGUUCAGAUACCUACAUGCUUUUACCAGUUAACAAAGUAUUGAAUUAUAGUGAAAAUUCAUUGUGACAUGGAUUCUGCAUUUCAAGGAAUGUUUAAAAUAAAGUGGUGGCUAUGUCUAAUUAGAGAGGGAAAGUAACAAGACAAUGCUCAGAGGAUACAUUGUACUGAAUACUCCACAAAAAGCAGGAAAUAAUAAAGAAAUUAAGAAAUUUUUCUUUGGUCUGAAGAGGAAAGGGAAGAAGAAGUACCUCUCUGAGUAUGUUCCCGAUGUGAAUGUUCCAGUAGAGCCACCUGACAGUCCCACUCCAGAUGUUCCUGAACUAAAAGCCCCUGAACUUUUAACAUGGCCACAUGAAAAACUGGAGAUGUUUCUGAAGGAAAUUUUACUUGAGAAAAGUAAAUCAUUGAAUUCAGUGCCAGUGGACCUGCUUCCUCGAUAUAUAAAUGAAGCGGUCAAUGAAACCCAUCCAUUUUCCAUUCCUGAACAGUAUGACUAUUGUGUAGUUUGUGUACAUGAUGAUUAUGAUGAAGCUGCCUCUCUUAAGAAGGAGUUGUAUGAUAAACAUAAGCUUGUGGGUCAUGUGAUAUGGGACUCUGCUGGGUUAGGAAUGGAUCAAUUUUUUGCUUUUGAGGACUGCAAACUGAGAAGUACAAAAAUCUUAUUUUAUGUAAGUGAGAAGUUUAUAUCAGAUGAGUUUUGUUGUCAUUUAGUAAGGGAUACAGUUCUUUGUCCAAAAAGCGUCGGUGAAAUGAAAGCCGUUCCUGUUCUCAAGACGAAUAAUGUUAAGAUGCCAGAAUCAUUGGAACUAGUGGACAGACUUACACUAGAUAAUAUAAAACAGUUUGAUUUUAGGUUGCCGUGCAUCUUCAACACCCUAGUUAGGCAAGAGAAGAUGAAACGCACAUACGCGCAGCAAAUGGAAAUUGAUACCAUUAGACAACGUUAUGUGAUAGAUUUCAUUGAAGACAGAUUGAAAGCUUGUGAGUAGUGAUGACAGAUUUACAAUCAUGUGGAUGUGAUUUUCAAUUAUACCAGUGAGUUCUGCAUUUACAGUAUAUUAAUUUCUUGUUUUCUUUUGAUACGUUGUAUAAGAAAAAUGUAUUAAAACAUAAGCCUGAUGGUAUUUUGUAGUAAAAUAAAAUGUACAGCAUGAAA
Messenger RNA from Schistocerca piceifrons (Central American locust), 2683 nucleotides. RefSeq lists its product as uncharacterized. The record is from RefSeq and is a predicted model, not a curated record. Bases 71 to 1369 code for a protein of 432 amino acids. NCBI's taxonomy places the organism in Eukaryota, Metazoa, Arthropoda, Insecta, Orthoptera, Acrididae. The transcript is spliced from 3 exons.